AUGUCGGGAGGCACGUUUUCCGGCGAGGUGAGUGUGCGCGAUGUUCUUGGCCAGCUUGUAGUGUACUCGCAUGUGGUGGCACAGCUAACGAUGUCCGAAUCUACCGGCAUGGUUAGCAGCGCGUCGAGCACGGCGCUGCUCUCUACCGUGAGGGUGACGUUGGAACUGGCCGAGCUGCGGAUGACGACGACCGAGCAAGCGCGGAUAGAGCUGGAGGCAAGUGUGGGUGUUGUGACGAGCGGUUCAGCUUCGCUUGGUGUUGCACCGUUGGUGACGAGCGUGACGAUCACCGACUGCGACCCUGGGUUUGGCGCCAAGUUCUCCGCGGCGACGCCGACGGUGCCCGAGUGCGUCGAGUGCGUAGAUGGAACGUCUGCCAACACACAGUCGUUUGACUCGUGCGAGCCUACCGAGCCGUGCUCCGGCAAUACCGUGCGGAUCCCGAAUGACAACACCUCUGCCGUGUAUGUGCCACUGUGCGUGUGUGCACGAGGCUUUUGGUCGCCGGCAGGCGAGGCCGACGAGCCGUGCGAGCCGUGUCCUCGCGGCGGGAUUUGCGACGGCGGGCUCUCGCUUCCAAAAUCUGCAGCCGGAUUCUUCUCGCAGUCUGUGAGCUCGUUUGUGGAGUGCCCGCGCGACGGCUGCGCCGGGAACGACAAGUGCAAGACCGGUUAUACCGGGUUUGUGUGCGCGACGUGUGCUCCGGGCUACUUUGCCAGCUCGGCCGACCGCUGCGAGGAGUGUCCUCCGGGCUCGGUGGCGCUGAUUGUGAUGCUCGGCCUUGUUUUACUGGCGGCGGCCGGCGUAGCUGCCGGGUUUGUGGGCUGGUCUCUAGCGCGCGAUGCGCGGCGGCGCGAAGAGAGGCUGAGCCUCGGCGAACAUCUUGCACUGUUUCGCUCUCGGUCAACGCCAGUCUCUGUGCCAAUGAUUCUGACCGCGUUUCAGAUUAUAGGCGUGAUUGCCGAAGCCAAGCUCCACUGGCCAGGACCUGCCCUCCGGGUUCUGCAGAUCUUUACGCUCUUCAACAUCGACGCGCGGUUUGCAGGCUCUGGCUGCUCGAUCACCUCGCACUAUGGCGGGUACGCUCUCGCUGUGGUUCUCCCAGCCGUGUUCCUGGUGGCUGUUGUCUUGGCACUGGUGUGUCUGCGGUGCACCAACUUGGCGUGGUUCCGUGGCCUACAGAGCCUCUCGCUCCGGACGCUGGCAAACGGGGCACUGUUUGCGAUCGCGCCCCUGCUGUUUGUACCUGCGAGCAAAUCGGCGCUGGUGCACUUUGAUUGCAUUCGAAUCACGUCAGAGGUGACUGUACUCGAUGCCGAGCCUUCAGUGCGGUGCUUCGACUCUGCCUGGUUCCAGAUGUUGCCGUUGGCGGGAGGAGCAAGUUUGGUCUACGUUGUUGGCGUUCCGCUUUACUUUGCGUAUGUGCUCCGUUCAGCGGCGGCGUCACUGGCGUCCCAGUCGAACGAGGCGCUGCUGGCGGCAAUGCUUUCGGCAGGCCCGCUUUUCCGCCACUACUGCCUCUCGCGACUGUAUUCCGAAGUCGGCUCGCUGCUCCGGCUGCUCAUUGUAGUUGCGGCGUCUCUGUUCCUCUCUGAAAACGUGGUGCUUCUUGCUGGCGCGGUCAUUGGCGCGCUCGGCGGAUGGACUGCUUACGUGCUCGCGGCAGCGCCAUACUACGUCCGGGCGUACAACGGACUGGCGGUGCGGCUCAUGGGCGGAGUGACGGCAAUUCUCGUGGUCGGUGUCGGCGGCUUUGCAGAAGACGCGCAGUCGGGGCCCAAGGCCACGCUUGUCUCGGUCGCUGUCAUUCUACUUGUGGCUCUUCUGAUUGUCAGCUCGAUCCACGGCUUUGUUGUUGACCUGCGCGGCAUCAGUCGCGAGAAGCGCGGCGGUGCGAUUGCCAGUGACAAUCGGCGGGAUGCGUUUGGCGCGUACCUCCGCGUCGAGCUCGCGGAUGUUGGCGGACCGGUUGACGGCGUUCAGCUGGAGGCCCAAGCGCUCCUGGAGUUAUGGCCACGCGACUCGGGAAAAGACAUCGAGAGUGACGAUGGCGAGACAUGGAUGUCUGCAACGUCGACGAAGUCGGGGACCUCGGAGACGGAGACCGGAUCAAGUUCAUCAUCGGGCUCGGGCUCGGCUUCAGUGUCGGGGACAGGUUCGGUGUCGGGAACGGGUUCGGGGACCGGCUCGGCUUCGGUGUCGGGCUCGGCUUCGGUGUCGGGGACCGGUUCGGGGACCCCAGCGCCCCUGCUCGAGCUUCCGGGAUCGAGGGAAUCGAGCUCGUCAAUGUCGUAG
Molecule: messenger RNA, 2295 nt
Organism: Thecamonas trahens ATCC 50062
Lineage: Eukaryota; Apusomonadida; Apusomonadidae
Exons: 1
Coding region: 1-2295 (764 amino acids)
Source: RefSeq, a predicted model, not a curated record